AAUAGCAAUCGGCAGUAAACGUUCGGAGCAAAGUACAGGCGAUUGGUGGUGUACGUUGUGUACAAGUGCCUCUUGGUGUAUUUUUGGCGGACACAUCUGGUCGAAUCACGAGCCCUUGACGCGUUUUCCGCCUUUCGGACGCAGUCGCCGUUAGUUAACCGACGUGGCAAUGGUUCGUCCGAUCGCUUAGAUCCUGCGUGGCACCUGUUCGCCGAUAAGCAUGGAGAAUCGCCGAACAGGACAAGAAACUCCGGAUUAUGUCAGGCGUCACGAGAUUAAGGAGGAAGAGAACCCGCGAUGGUGGCACGUGAGAGCGCGAAUCGUCGUGAUGAUACUCAUCUGCGUGGUUGUUGCUUCGAUGAUCAUUUACUGGUUCGUCAAUUCGAUCAUGGAGAAUCGGCGGGAUGGCAGAUACACGGGGUUGGCCAGUGGCAAGUCUCAUAAAGCCGCCCAUUUAAACAGGCUGUCGGAUUACGUUUUACCGUUGGAAUACACUUUGAAAAUAGUGCCUAUACUGGAAGAGGAAAAUUUCACAGCGAUUGGCAACGUGCAGAUCCAAUUUUAUUCGAAACUCCCGACUAAGCACAUACGCUUUCACGCUCGGAAACUGCUCAUACAAAAUAUUAGCGUGAGCGAGUACCGCUUACCGAACGCGUCCAAGCUAAUCAGCAAAUACGUGAUGACCGAUGAGGAAGAUUUUAUUGACGUGUUUCUUCUGCAAAUGUUGAUGGCGGGCGAGACUUACAUUCUGCACGUAAAAUAUACGAUACCGUUACACGAGAUUGCCAUAGGAUUUUUCCGGAACGCACACAUCGAUCCUGAUACCAAUGAAACCAGAUGGAUAGCGGUGUCCAAUUUCUCCCCGAACUACGCUCGGACGGCCUACCCGUGCUUCGAUGAACCCUGGAUCAAAACGCCAUUUCGCAUCUCGAUUGGCAGGAAGUCUAGCAUGCGAUCACACUCGAACUCGAUACGCAAAAUCACCGAAGAAAUGCAUGACAUGCCGGGAUACGUAUGGGAUCAUUACGAGAAGACCUUGCCCAUGCCCACUUAUGUAGUCGCCUUCAUGGUUACCGAUUACUUCAGCUACGACGUCGGCGUCACCGAUCGGCCAUCGCAUGCGAUUAUCUCCAGGAAGGAAGUCGCAAAUGAGACGAAAUAUGUUGGCCAACUGCUACCCAAGGUGCUCCGUUUAAUUCAGAAUUUCACAGGAUUUCACUACGAGCUGGACAAGCUGGACGUGAUCAUCGUCCCUGAAUUGGCUUAUUCUGCAAUGGAAAACUGGGGUCUCAUCACGUUUCGGGAAAAUAUUGCGCUUAUAAAGGAUGAUUACGGUGUCGAUUCCAAAAAGGUUUGCGCCAGCAUCAUGGCGCAUGAAGUCGCUCAUCAGUGGUUCGGUAAUCUGGUGACACCGAAAUGGUGGGACGACGUGUGGUUGAAGGAAGGAUUCUCUUCAUUCUUUGGAUUCUUGGCAAUGAGCGUGCUGGAGCCCGAGUCCUGGGAGCUGCAGGCGAGCUUUCUGAUCGAGUGUCACGACGUAUUUGACAUCGACGCCUACGAAACCUAUGCGCACCCGUUGCAUAUCGACCUGAGGUAUCUGAACGAGCUGAACGGCGUCUUCGAUUUGACGUCGUACGUCAAGGGUAAUUGUAUGGCGCGCAUGAUCUAUCAUUUUCUGGGCGAGCGGAUCUUCCUCUCGUCCGUGCGACGCUACAUGCGCACGUACUACUAUCGCAGCGCCGAUCAGGAGGAUCUCUGGAGCGCUUUUCAGGCGGAGAUCGACAGAACGAGGAGACUACCGGCUUCCUCGAGGCUCAGCAUGAAGGACGUUAUGCGAACCUGGACGUAUCAGGCCGGCUUCCCCGUUCUGCAGGUCCGGCAGAACCGCGAAACCGGUGCGAUCGAGCUUACGCAAGACCGAUUUUAUCAUUAUGGCCUAAAUAGUACGAGCGAGGAGUUAUGGCACGUCCCGUUGACGUGGACAACCGAAAAUGAACAGCAAUUUGGUAAUAACCUGCCGAAGGCAUGGAUGGUCAAGAAACGCAUGAAAAUUAACGACACCGCCCUGAGCCGGGCGAGUUCCAACAACCAGUGGAUUCUGUUCAAUAUCAAUCAAACGGCUUUAUAUCGCGUCAACUACGAUGUCGAGAACUGGAAACUGUUGGCGAAGUCCUUUCGAGCUCUGCCUGAAGUAGUAAAAGUGCAGGUGCUGAGUGACUCGUUUGCGAUGGCUGACGCCAAAUUGCUCGAUAAAAGAGUCAUGUGGAAUAUUCUUGAGAAACUCGAGGCGGAGAGCGGAGAGACGUUGUGGACGAUCGCGAUGAUAUUUUUGACUACCAUCCAGAAUCGUCUUUGGGAUUCGAAUGCACUUGAGUUCUCGAUGUGUAAGUUUAUAGAGAAGGUAUACACCAAAUCGGCACGAUCGUUGAUCUACAUGGACCCAGCACUGUGGACAAAGUUCAAAAUUAAUCUAAUGAGCAUGGCAUGCUCGGUGGGUCAUCGAACAUGCUUGACCACAAUCUUCAACCUUGCCCGAAAAAUGUUGCAAGAUAACUUCUCAAGCUCUAUUCCAGAGCAAUUUCGUAGCUUGUCUUAUUGCACGCUCAUGAAAGUCACUACGGACGAACAAUGGCUGGCACUCCUGAAGAGAUACAACGAAUCGACGGUACACGAUAAGGAAAGCCUCGCCUUCGCGCUGGGAUGUCACGCUAACGCGAGUCUUUUGCAAGGAUACCUGUCCGUAAUGUUCUCGCAGAAUAAUAUAACGCAGGCAGAAACGGCCUUAAGAUCCGUCGCAUCGAAUCCAUUUGGGUUUCGCGUUGCGAUGGGAUUUCUGACUGAAAAUUGGGACAAGUUUAACGAAAAUGCAACAGCAGACAACGAGAAUUACGCGAAUGUUACCCUGGCCAGAACGUUGCAUGCCAUCUCGAGACGCAUUCGCCAGAAAGAAGACAUGGAAUGGCUACGGCGACUACAAGGCAGCAGCGUGAAAUACGACACGUGGAUUGGGCAAGUUAUUAAUAGCGUGCGGACCAAUGUCGCCUGGUACCAGGAGCAAAGAAACGAGACACUCAAGAUACUGGAGGAGAUCUCCAUGAGACACGUCGAGACGAGAGAUUGCAGGAAACGGGAUUAACGAAGGCGCCGCGCAUUAAGAGUUCGUCUGCGAAGUCGACCAAGCUACUACGAAGCGAUCACGUAAGCGACUGCCGAGGUAAUUGCGAACGAUCCACGAUGGUGAGAAAUUAGUUUGCGCGGGUCUCGUGACGCUGCAAUUUGCUUCGGGAUACGUUAAAUCGUUCAUCAGCGAAAGCUGACUUUACGGAAAGGAUACGGGUACUCGCACGCGACAUGGAUGCCUUGUUGCCAGCGAACACCAUCGACGGCGGCAAUGGUAGUCGAUGAGAGAAUGUACUUUUUCUAGCGUUGUCCAAUAAAGAAGACUUCUGGAGAA
Molecule: messenger RNA, 3454 nt
Organism: Ooceraea biroi (clonal raider ant)
Lineage: Eukaryota; Metazoa; Arthropoda; Insecta; Hymenoptera; Formicidae
Product: glutamyl aminopeptidase
Biological process (GO): proteolysis; peptide catabolic process
Cellular component (GO): cytoplasm; membrane
Molecular function (GO): peptide binding; zinc ion binding; metalloaminopeptidase activity
Source: RefSeq, a predicted model, not a curated record